Molecule: messenger RNA, 587 nt
Organism: Candidula unifasciata
Lineage: Eukaryota; Metazoa; Mollusca; Gastropoda; Stylommatophora; Geomitridae
Source: the annotation of a GenBank genome assembly
GUGUUUCCACAAACCUGGUAGACUUCUUCGCCACAUUCAAUGGGAUAUAUUCCAACUGUAAACAAAGGGCACAGAAACUGGAUGAAUUUGAUUUGGUGCAAGUGAAGGCAAUACCAAUAGAGCUACCUAACCUUAGUGAGGAACCGUUUUUGUAUUUCGAACAAGCAACCAAUGGAUGGGUAAAGAUUUUGACACUCUUCUCAGUGAUUGAAGAUGAUGAUGGAGUUACAUUCUUAUUGCCACACAACUUCACUGACAGCUCCGAAUUCAAAUUCAAUGAGUACACAAUUACGUCUCUUUCAUCUUUGAAACCUGAUGAUAUUAAAGUGAAUGAAACCUGCAAAGCAGCAAUCGAACCACUCGACAAUGGCUACUACCUAAUUAAUUGGCCGGACUGCAGUCGCAAAAUUGAAGGGCGCCACCCAACCUAUUCCGUUGUUAUCACUUGUGAAUUCUGUGAUGUCAUUAUGCCGGCUGGAGGCCCCAUUCAGCCAGCCGCUGCUCCUUACAAGCUUAGACGUUAUGGAAACAGAUAUCCGAUUCCCGGUGCUCCCGGUGAUUACGUUAGCCCUUGCAGGAGACGAUGA